AUCGUAACACUUUUCGUUACAUUGAUUUUGAACAUACUGAUGUAUCAACGUUUACUAAGUAAACUUGGGUAUCUACAAUACAUAGACGAAACUGGAGAUAGCUUUGGAAGUGACAAAUGCAUAGAUUCGCAAGAAUAUGUACAUGAUAUAGGUUUUUAUGAUGGUACAAUAACCUACCCUAAAUCAUGGAUUUCUACAGAUUCAGAAGAUGUUUCAGAAAAUUCCGAUAUAUUGGCAAAUGACAAGACAAUGGAAAAGGAAAUUCCUUCUCAAAAUUAUUUUAUGGCUCGAAAAGAAACGAAUAAUAAACCAAUUCAACAAGAAAGAAAUGUUCCUGAGAACUUACUACGAGUAUCUAAAGAUCAGCCUUUACUUGCUCCAGAUAAAAGACAAGAUAAGGAUUUUUGUCCCGAACCGAUACCUUCAGGUGACUUGGAUUGGAAUAAAGUCUUUACAUUCCUUGUCAACAUUAUAGAACCUUCAACAUGGAGGCUGUUUUUUGUAGAGCUAUUCGGUUAUGGCGAACAUUUACUUGCUAAUGGGCAGACAACUAAUUCCAUUAUUGAGCAUAUUAAACUAAGCAAUAAUGGAGCAUCUUCGGAAUUAUUUUUUGAUUUGUUCCAAAAAUGGCUCAGACUUAUGGGUUCUGAAGCAAAACCUUCACAAAUUGAAACUGCACUUGAAGCUCGUAUGGACAAUCUAGCGUUGUCAAAAUUUAGGCAAUUUAUGAGGUAAGAAACCAUGAUACAAAAUAAUUAAAUUAAUAUU
Ruditapes philippinarum (Manila clam) is the source of this 768-nucleotide messenger RNA. RefSeq lists its product as uncharacterized. The transcript is spliced from 4 exons. The record is from RefSeq and is a predicted model, not a curated record. Lineage: Eukaryota; Metazoa; Mollusca; Bivalvia; Venerida; Veneridae. Bases 40 to 735 code for a protein of 231 amino acids.